Punctularia strigosozonata HHB-11173 SS5 is the source of this 1495-nucleotide messenger RNA. RefSeq names its product DUF647-domain-containing protein. The coding region runs from base 45 to 1430 and encodes 461 amino acids. Lineage: Eukaryota; Fungi; Basidiomycota; Agaricomycetes; Corticiales; Punctulariaceae. The transcript has 8 exons. The record is from RefSeq and is a predicted model, not a curated record.
AGCGACUCAAAGCUGAUCUACGCGAUGGCGACACGGCCAGCCUGAUGGAGUACGAGGGCCCACUGAUACUUCAGAUCAAACACGUCCAUCCACCUUCUUCCGUUGUCCAGGGAGGAACAUCACGGGGAUUAAAGCAUCUUCUCACGGACGUGUUCCUGCCGGCAGGAUAUCCGAGCAGCGUCUCUCCUGACUAUCUCCGAUAUCAAACCUACAACGCCUUCCAGGCGUUUUGCAGCUCGCUAGCGAACCUGAUCGCUUCGAGAGCCGUGUUGGAAGGUUUCGGAGUCGGCAACGCCUCUGCGUCGGCCACGCACGCCAUGCUUCUCACGGUCCUCCAGGACGUCUUCGGUCGGCUCACGACCGUCGCCGGCGGAUACUACCUCGGCACCGCGCUCUCGCCGGAGGCCAAAACGUACCGGCUCCUGGCCGACGUCUUCAACGACGCCUCCAUCGUCCUCGACGUCUUCCAGCCGUUCUACGCCUCGGUCCCCGUCGCUGGCGCCCGCGUGCUCGCGCUGUGCUCGAGCGGGUGCUUGAGGGCGCUGUGCGGGGUGUGCGCGGGAGGAUCGAAGGCGGCGCUGGCGGUGCAUUUCGCCAGCGCGGGCGACCUGGGCGAUCUCAACGCGAAAGACGGCAGUCGCGAGACCGUGAUCGGGCUCGUCGGGCUCUUGAGCGGAACGAUACUACUCUCGUACAUCGGGACGCCGGGCGCGACGUACGCGGCGCUGUGCGCGCUGCUCGGCGCGCAUCUCGCGCUCAAUUAUCUCGCCGUCAGGGCGGUCGCGAUGCGCACGCUCACGCGCCAAAGGGCUAGCAUCGCGUGGCGCGUCUGGAUGGAGAGAGGGGCGGGUGCUGCGCCGACCCCUGAAGAGGUCGCCGAGCGCGAAGGGCUCCUCGCGGACCCGACUUUGAUCGCAGACGGCACCGGGCGGCGGCUGGGACGGUGCUCGUUUGGCGGCGCUCGUUCGCAGGGGUUCAUCGCGACGACGGGGAAGGACAGCGCUAUGGUGUCGACGUCGCGACUGAUCGAGGCAGCAAGAUACUGGCUUCUAAUCGACUCCAAGCCAGGCUCCAUACCGACUGCCACCAUCCUUCUCAAGCGGGUAUACGGUCCAGAGGAUCUGCUCAAGGCUUGGGUGCACGCCUUACGAGCCGUUCAAGACCGACGGGCGGAGUCUUCCCUGCAGUCCGGCGCACGGGGACCGCAGACGUUCAACCAUGGCCACGGGCCUGACUCGGCCGGGCAUACAGAUCACGAUGAAGGAAACGACUCUGAGCGGUUGUUUGAACGAUUCGCGGCCCGGAUGCGAGACGCAGGGUGGAGAGUGGAUGAUGGCUUGUUGUUGCCUGGAACGCCGGACGCGGUGGAUCUGGAGGUUGUGAGCGAGGUGCUUGGAGCGAACGCUGCGGAGGCCAAAAAGACGACCUAAAGCGCUUGGGCUACGCAGUUAGCUGUGUAUCCUGUGUAUGUUAGGCUGUGUCCGAUGACUUAGGG